UCUCUCUCUCUCUCUCUCUCUCUCUCUGACAAGUCUAGUCUUCACCGAUGAGAUUUCACAAAUUGAUGAAGAAAAACGCAAAAUCCAGAGUUGAAUUGUAGGCUCACGUUGCAAGGAGAAACUCAAUGCUGGUGUGAAACGAGCAGUUGAAUCUAUACCAAGAAGUAGAGGACUGUACCCGGAACUCGCUUCCACAAACACAAAACCGGAACCGGAUGGGCUUGCGUACAUUGUUUGUCACUCACUGAUGAUACACGCUGUCACAUAGGACCCGUGUUAAUAGAGCAGUCUCUGCAUCAAGGGUGGCAGAAAAAUACAGUUUCCAUAGAUGUUUCCUCUUCUGGCAACUAAUUUAAGCAGCGGGGGCAAUUCAACUUGAGGAUUGUUUUAAUGGUGAUCGCAAGUUGAGGGAGUCAGCUCAUAGUUUUCUCCCCGUGAGUUUCUUUCGACGAGCCGGUCGCGGCUAGAGGAUUUAUCCCGAUUCGACAAUGACAAGCUACGUGGCCCUCAGCUUCCUACUUCUACUCAUCCCAACGCUUACCUGUCAGCAAGAUCCUGGGGGUAUCAUGGACUCCAAGUUGCGUGAGGUGCACCUCCACCGGAAGACUGAUCUCAUCUUCCUCCUGGAUAACUCCGGCAGCAUCGGUGAGGCAGACUUCGACAUCCAGCUGCUAUUCGUCAAGAGUCUGCUGAUUGAGUUCAGCAUCAGCCCGAAGGACACUCGGGUUGCUGUGGUCAGCUACAACGAACAAGUGACGCGGCACAUUGAUUAUAUCUCCCACGACCCGGACAACAAAUGCAGCUUUCUAUCGAAAGUCAAGAGUGAAGUCAAGUAUAAGGGAGGAAGCGCCACCAACAUUAAGUUGGCUCUGCAAGACGCGAGCGACAUCUUCGAAAACAGCCAACGAGGAGGGGAAGAAGACGUCAAAAAGGUAUUGAUUCUACUGAGUGAUGGUGUGUCCAAUACCGGCGGAUCACCAGUAGAUGAGGCCAAGCAACUCCGGCAGGAUGGCGUGGCGAUUUACACCAUAGGAGUGGGCCUGUUCGACCGGUCACAACUCCAGCUCAUAGCCAGCACACAGUACCACUUCUUCAUCUUUUACAACUUUGAGGACUUCAAGAGGCUUGCUCUCCGAAUUCGCGGAGAUCCCAAAGACAACCAGUUCGACGCACUCGUUGACCAGAGUCUUUGCAACGGCCUAUGCACUAAGGCUGGCGGAUGCUGCCACGAACACGCAAGAUGCACAUGCUCUCUCGUAGGGGGGCGCCACGGCUGCGUUUGCGGACCAGGCUAUUUUGGGCUCAAGGGCUUACACAAUUGUGAAGAGUGCCCGAGGGGUACAUACAAGUCAAACUACGCAGAGGUGAGUAAAUGUACCCCCUGCCAGCCUCACUCAACCACGACGGCAGAGGGCAGCACAUCUCUUUCGGCAUGCGAGUGCUUGGAAGGAUACUUUCGUGCAGAGGAUAAAACAUGCAAAGUUCAAAGGUGUCCACGAUUUGUAUCACUAUCGAAUGGUCGGAUGAGACCGGAUAUCUGCGAGAACACCUACGAAUCAGAGUGUUCGUUUGAAUGCAACCUCGGCUACGAGCUGAUCGACCCUGCCAACUCUGCCACACGCCGAUGCAAAGCUGACGGAUUUUGGUCAGGAAAACAAGCACAGUGUCAAAAGGUCAGCUGUGACGAGAUCCCAACACCAACUGAUGGCAGUAGGCUUUGUUUAAAUCAAGAUGAAUUUCUCGGUGAUGUCUACGGUUCUACUUGCAGCUUUUCGUGUAAAGAUGGCUUCAACGAGGUCGGGGAUAGAGAACGUGAAUGCACUGAGUCUGGAGAGUGGUCCGGGGUACCCUUUUCAUGCAAAGCUAUUACGUGCCCCACUUUGCCCUCCUUACGUAAUGGCUACAUUGUACCCGCAAAGUGUGGAGAGAAGCGGCAAAAGGUGAAGCUAGCCUGUGCGUUUAGCUGCGAGGAUGGGUAUAGACUACAGGGCCCUUUGACCAAACAGUGUCAGACCACUGGAAACUGGUCCUCAGACGAACAGGUCGCGUGUGUUGAUGCCAUCCCUCCUGAAAUAACCUGCCCAGAUUCAAUUGAUAAAGAAGCCGAACCUGGACUUUCGUCGGCCGAGGUCACGUGGGACAUGCCAGUCUACAGUGAUAAUCUAGACGGCACUGACGCCCUCACCGUCACCGUUCAUCCAGCCGGACUCAAACCAUCUCAUCGAUUUGAAAUUGGAUCUGUUCGUGUACGGUACACUGUUACGGACACCGCUGGCUUGAGUGCGGAGUGUUACUUUAAAGUGGUUAUUCUAGACAAACAACCACCCACGGUAGAAAACUGCCCAGACGAAAUGCAUGAAACGUCAUCUGACAAGAUAAGCGCCGUGACCUGGGAUGAACCACAGUUUACUGACAACUCUAAAGGGGAUCUCAUUUUAACUCAAACACAUCAUCCUGACGUGGAGCUAACUUGGGGAGCACAUAUCGUGACGUAUACAGCAACAGACGCUGCCGGAUUGGAGUCCGAAUGCCGAUUCAGAAUUCGUAUCGGUCCUUCGACUUGCACAAAUUACCCAGAUCCACGUAAUGGGGCGAGGGCAUGUGACCAGUGGUUGUUCGGAUCGUUCUGUCGUGUCUACUGCAACCAGGCCUACGAGUUUGCAGAGAAGCCGGCCGCGUGGUACAUGUGUGGCAGGGGAAAAUGGACCACCAGUCCAUUCGGGUUCUCCAUACCAUGGCCGGAUUGUUCAGAAAAACAUGAUCCAAGUGGAGUUCGACUGGGUAUGGAGACGCAGUACUAUGCCGGAGACUGCACAAAUGAAAAGACAAGACUAAGAAUCCGAGAAGCUUUUGUUGAUGACUUCAGGAAGAGUAUGAUUGGUAGACGUGGUGGGUGUAUGGGAGAAAACUACUGUUUGGUGGAGGAAGUGACAGUAUACUGCGGUGAGAUAGACGAAGACGAAGACGAAGGUAGGAGAAGGCGGCGAAGUGCCGACACUACAGGACUAAACUACACAGUGACAAUUGACUUUACUGUCUCUACACAAAUACGAUCACCGGACAAGGGACAACACAAAGCUCAGCUUGAGAAUGCCACACAAACACUUGAGGAAAUCAAGGGCAACUUCGCCAAACUCGCAGGGGCUGGUCAACUACAUCUCGUUGUCGACAACCAGACACUUCCGGUCGUUGAGGGCUCAUUCUCUGCCAAUCGAACCGUACCGCUCUGUCAAACAGGGUCGAUGUUGCUGGACACAGAAGAAUGCAUCAACUGUGCCGUGGGUUCUUACUUGGAGACGGCAGCUCAUGAAUGUAGAGUCUGCGAGGAGGGCACGUACCAGGAUGAGGAAGGACAGGACUACUGCAAGAAUUGCCCGUCCGGUACCUGGACUGCAGGCACACAGGCCAAGGACAUCAGUGAAUGCCGAACACAGUGUAACCCCGGUACGUUUUCUCCAUCCGGGCUAUCAACGUGCAAACCGUGUCCAAUAGGCUCCUACCAACAUGGCUUCAAAAAACACGCCUGCAUACCAUGCAGAGAGGGUACAACUACGUCCGCAAAAGGGACCAGUUCAUCGAGGAACUGCAGAGCUGUUUGCAGUCCAGGGAAGUAUAGCGUUACCGGACUACGUCCAUGUAAGCCUUGCCCUAUGGGAAUGUAUCAGCCAGAACAGCAUCAAACUGAAUGUCUACCGUGCCCAGACAACAAAAUGACAACCGAUGAGGGCGCUAUAUCAGAGUCCGAGUGCAGAGAUAUCGAUGCGUGCGAAUCUGCCCCGUGCCAAAAUGGCGGACUGUGUGUGAGAGACGGUGCCUCAUUCUACUGCGGUUGCCCACCAGGCUUCGCUGGUAGCCUGUGUGAGAUAGAGGUUGACGAAUGUGCGUCACAACCUUGUUUCUUUCAGGCUACGUGUGUUGAUCAAGUGAACGGAUUCGCCUGCGUCUGCGUAUCUGGUUAUGAGGGCGCCCUCUGUGCCGUAGAAAUCAACGAGUGUUUAUCCCACCCCUGCCAGAACGAGGCUAAAUGCCGAGACCAGAUUGCACGUUUGGAAUGUGACUGCGUGGAUGGGUUUACGGGGCCCUUCUGUGAGACACCACCCGACCGCUGUGCCAGUCAGCCAUGCCUAAACGGAGCAGUCUGCACACAGACGCCCUCAACGUUUCAUUGUCAAUGCCAGGCUGGAUACAAGGGAGCGAAGUGUGAGAUAGAUAUUGACGAGUGCUACGGAAGGCCCUGCCAGAAUGGCGCGAGUUGUAUCGACCUCCCAGGGAGCUACCAAUGCGCAUGCGUGCCCGGAUACGAGGGGGUGAACUGUGAGGUGGACAUUAAUGAGUGCCUGGGCCAUCCGUGUGCGAACGGCGCCACCUGCCGUGACGUCAUCAAUGGUUACCAAUGCAUGUGCCUACCAGGGACUGCAGGGAGACUGUGCGAGACCGAAAUGUCACAGGAGUUUUAUUUGAGUUUCGACACAUCGUCAACGUCAGAGUUCUCCCUGGUUGAAAGAGACCGCUCAGAGCUUCGAGCCGUCACUUUGUCAAUGUGGAUCCGAUCAUCAGAUACAACCAACAUGGGAACGCCCUUCUCAUAUGCCGCCAAGAGAACAACAAACGGGUCGGUUGACAUUAUUGAUAACGCACUAACAGUGACUGACUGUGCCUCACUGAAGAUCUACAUGAAUGGUCGAGCUUUCUACACCGAUGUUGCCAUCAACACUGGCUAUUGGACUAGCCUGGUGUUCACAUGGAGUAGUCAGGUUGGUGAUUGGAGUUUGUAUAUGAACGGUUCCGUAGCCGCGACCGGGGUCGGUUUCAUCGGGGAGCCGAUACCGGGGGAAGGAGUGUUUGCCCUCGGUCAGGAACAAGACUCUCUCGGUGGUUCGUUCAGCUCCAGAGAAUCUUUCAUUGGAGACAUCUACAAGAUGGAUCUCUGGGAUGCAGUGCUGUCUGAGAGUGACAUAUCAACCAUCUCCAGAAACUGCUUUGAUGGACAUGGCAACAUCUUAGCAUGGUCAGACUUCCUUGAAGGACUGGAAGGAGAUACACUCGUACCACAACCCACAACCGAUGGACACGAGAUACCUGUCUGCACAUCCAUAUAAAGUUCGUCAGUAGUCUUGCUUUCAAGACGAUAUGAGGUAUACUUGGAUGUACCAUACGUGUUAUUUUCACCCGAGGAGCUACAAGUCAUUAACGAUGAAUCGAAAGAAGACUGGCUAUAAUCAUUAUUUUAAAGCAGUAGGUUAACCGUGGCUUUUUGUCUCACGAAACAAGACUAGCUAUUUUGUUCCUAUCAAAGCAUUACGUAUAAUGUAGCCUUCCUCUCAAGUCUCACAUAGAUGUAUUGCAGUUGAUACUAUGUGUUUUAAUGACCAGAGGAGGCAUGAUGUCUAGAAUAAAGGCUAACCCUCGUUGUACCAAAGAAUGACAUGGCCAAUACAUAUCUAUAAAAUUUGCCAAAAUUCUGAUCACAUU
Molecule: messenger RNA, 5472 nt
Organism: Asterias rubens (European starfish)
Lineage: Eukaryota; Metazoa; Echinodermata; Asteroidea; Forcipulatida; Asteriidae
Product: sushi, von Willebrand factor type A, EGF and pentraxin domain-containing protein 1-like
Exons: 29
Coding region: 489-5099 (1536 amino acids)
Molecular function (GO): calcium ion binding
Source: RefSeq, a predicted model, not a curated record